This is a messenger RNA of Vombatus ursinus (common wombat), 3666 nucleotides long. RefSeq names its product keratin 80 (gene KRT80). Bases 21 to 1526 code for a protein of 501 amino acids. Gene Ontology annotation, molecular function: structural constituent of skin epidermis. Gene Ontology annotation, biological process: intermediate filament organization; keratinization. The transcript is spliced from 9 exons. The record is from RefSeq and is a predicted model, not a curated record. Gene Ontology annotation, cellular component: keratin filament. NCBI's taxonomy places the organism in Eukaryota, Metazoa, Chordata, Mammalia, Diprotodontia, Vombatidae.
ACGCCCUCCCCGAGAAGGUAAUGAGCACAGCACAACAGGUGUUUGCUUCUCAUUACCCAGCUCUCUCCUGCGUGGUAGAGACAGGAACGACCGCCAGACCCCGGCUGCCACAUCCCUCUCACCCAGGGUGCUCCCUUGGGUGCCCGGUCUCCCUGCCCCCCAGGGGGGGCAAGAUGGCCUGCCAGUCCAGCGUCACCUUCAGUAGCCUCAGCAGCAGCGGCGUAGCCCCAGUAUGGAGCACUGGACCAGGCUCCCUGGGAUGGAAUGGCUGCGGGGAGCCCAGCCCCAGCUUCAGUUCUCGCAGUCUCACCAGCUGUGAGCCAAGAGACGCCUUCCAGAAGGUGAACGUGAACCCCAGCCUCCUGGUGCCUUUGGACAUCAAGGUGGACCCUGCCAUCCAGCAACAGAAGAAUCAGGAGAAAGAGGAGCUGAAGACACUCAAUGACAAGUUUGCCUCUUUGAUUGGGAAGGUUCAGUCCUUGGAGCAGCGGAACCAAUUGCUGCAAACCCGAUGGAGCUUCCUGCAGGAGCAAGAAUCCACCUCGGUUGACUUCAGCCACACAUAUGAGGAGUACCUGAACCGCCUACAGCAGGAGCUGAAGACUGUGAGUCAGGAGCGAAGUCAGCUUGAAGCCAACCUGAUGCAGAUGAUGGGGAAAGUGGAAGAAUACAAGAUGAAAUAUGAAGAAGAGAUUACCAAGCGAACAGACAUGGAGUUCACCUUUGUCCAGUUGAAGAAGGAUCUGGAUGCUGAGUGUCUUCGAAGAACAGAGCUAGAGGCCAAACUCCAAGGACUCCAGAGUUUUGUGGAGUUGAUGAAAACUGUGUAUGAGCAGGAGCUCCAGGACCUGAUGGCCCAGGUGAAGGACGUAUCAGUGACUGUAGGAAUGGACAGUCGCUGCCACAUUGACCUCAGAGGCAUUGUGGAGGAAGUGAAGGCACAAUAUGAUGCCAUUGCUGCCAGAAGUCUGGAGGAGGCCGAAGCAUAUUCCAGAAGCAGACUGGAGGAGAGGGCAGCUCGCUCUGCUGAGUUUGGGAACAGCCUUCAAAACAGCCGAAGCGAGAUCACUGACUUGAACAUCCAGAUUCAGAAGUUAAGGUCCCAAAUCCUCUCUCUCAAGAGCCAUUGUCUGCAUUUGGAAGAGAACAUCAAAGCAGCAGAAGAGCAGGGUGAGUUGGCCUUCCGGGAUGCCCGGGCCAAGCUGACACAGCUAGAGGAGGCCUUGCAAAAAGCCAAAAAGGACAUGGCCAUCCAGUUGCGGGACUACCAGGAGCUGAUGAACGUCAAGCUGGCCCUGGACAUAGAGAUCGCCACCUACAGGAAGCUGGUGGAAGGAGAAGAGUGCAGGAUGGACUCUCCUUCCUCUGCGGUUGUCAGUGCUGUCCAAUCCCGAUCCAGACCCUUUGCCUCCAAAUCAGGCCCCUCAACGAGCCCCUUCCUAAGCAGGAAGAACAGGGGUCCAGUGAUCAAGAUCACAGAGAUGUCAGAGAAGCUCAUCUCUCAGGAAUCGGAGGCCACUCAGUAAGGCAGCUGGCCCCCUGGCCCAGCUAGCCACUCCCACUCAUGGAAGACAGAGGGAAGCAUCAGCCUGCCUACAUUUUUGGUGGGAGGUGUCCAGAGGGGAUUAAUGAUCAUCCCACUACACUUCUCAGCCUCCCAACAGCAACAUUCAUGUCUGGAAUUUCCACCCAGUGGUCAGGGCCAUUUGCCUUGCUUCCUGGACAUGCUAAAUGGACUUCAGGAUCAAUCUUGCCUCUAUUCCUUGUCACCUCUAGGACUUCCUCUGACUCCCUUCCCCCACACACACACUCAGUUUUCAUUUGAGGUUUGGGGAAUCUGAACAACUGAUCUGUCUGGCAUGAUCCCCUGCCCUGGACAUGCCUCUCAAGUCCCCGCCUCAAGGUAGAAUUAAGUGAACAAGUCUCCCAUUGCUCUCUGGUCUGGUCACCUUCAUGCUGCCUGUCCCUCCUCUGGCACCUCCGGGGCAUGGGUGGAGGAAAGGAAGCUUGGGUGCCGCUGAUCAACCAGAUUAGCAGGGAGGAUGAAAGCCCACUAUUUCCUUGCCACCAAUCUUCACUUGCUCCCUAAACCCCUGACAGUAUUAAAAGUAAGCAGGGUGUGGGGAUUCCUGGGGGAGAAAUUAGAUGUUCUUCUGGGUGGAACCAGGGAAUUAGCCUCGAGGCUCCUGGGCCUUGAUAACCCAGCUUAAAUGCCUCAUUAUCCCUCCCUUUCCCUUCUGCCCCAUAUGAGUCCCAUACUCCCAGGGACAUUGCUCAAAUUUAAUAGCCCCCAGGAAAGGAAUAGUCCAUUGGCCUAUUCCUGAGCCAGCUUCCCAUCUCCUCAUCAGGGAAACCUUAUAUUCUUGCCAUUUAGUUAGAGGAGAAGGUUAGAAGAAGCCUUUUCCCAGCUAAUUCCAAGUUCUUGUGGAUGUUGCUAACACUUAAGCCUUACUAUACACUCCUAGAGGAGAGGUAACAGAAUCUCAUCUCACCUUAUUCAGGUGCAGCUGUUAUAGGGCCUGGCCAGGGCCCCUUGUCCUAGAGUCUCUGUGGCCUCACACUCAGAGUUCCUAUCCUCUAACUAUGUACUCUAGCCAAAAAGGCAAAGUUCUUGCAUCUCCAGUGUAGCCACAUUGCCAAGAUUGUCCCCUCCCCAUCCCCCCAAAGGUAGAACCAGAAAUGCCUUGAACCUCCAACUCUUGGUCAUCUACGACUGGAUUUGUUGCCCUGACCCUUCUCCCAGGACUAACAUCUAGCCCUUUGCCUCUAUGCCUUCCUUCCUUCCUGUCUUCCUUCCCAUGGGGCCAUGAAAAAGGCUUAAUUAGAGCCCUUUGGAGCCCUGAGGGUGGAAAACUGUAAGGAUGGGUAGGUAAGGAGUCUUCUUAGCUACUAUCCUCUACAGCCAUGGUAAAGAGGGUAUCCUAUCAGCCCCAAAAUGAAUGUCUUAAAGAGACAUAAAAGAAAAGAUUCAAUAACUAAAACAAGGGUAUUUGGGUCUGUGACCCUAUGAGCUCCUUUCCCCUUUUCCUGGCAGAUUCCAAACUACCCCCUACUGACCUCUUUUUUUCAGUCUGAAAUCUCUCCUCAACCACAGACCCCCACCCUUCCUCCAUCUUCUCCCACCUCAGAGCCCAUCUUUUCCCUUCUCCCCUAAUGCCCCCAGCCCUAGCUCCUCACUCACAUCCCCAAGUCCCACUUCUCAAGGUAGUAGGUGUUUAGACUCUGUCUCUUUCUUUGGUCUUCAUAGCCUUAGGACUCCAAGCUGCUAAGCAGAGUAGAAUGCCAUCCACUACCUGAGUCUCAGGUGAGAAAUCAAGGGGACAUAGACUCACUCACACAAUCUUUGUCUGGGGAGAUGCCCAACCCCCUCCCAACCCCAAACAAAGCCUCUAGCUGCUGUUUUUCAUGCCAUUUAUUGGUCUCUAAGGGUGAAACACAACAAUGGGAUAUGAGAUACAUAGAAAUAUAUAUUAUUUUUUCAUAAGUUAUGUGGCUCUUAACUUAUUGCCUCCCUUCCUCUUUCUGCCUACAACAUCAAUACUCUACACUGUCUUUGUGGACCGCACCUGUCCUAGCCACUGUACCUCAUGGACUGAACUCUCCUAGGACAAUACCCUCUCCUCUGCCUGGUGGGGUGAAUAAAGUGUGCUAAACAUCCUCCAAGAA